Fraxinus pennsylvanica is the source of this 906-nucleotide messenger RNA. NCBI's taxonomy places the organism in Eukaryota, Viridiplantae, Streptophyta, Magnoliopsida, Lamiales, Oleaceae. The record is from the annotation of a GenBank genome assembly.
AUGUAUAGAGGAGCAUUUACACUGGAUGCCUACAUUAGCGUGAAAAUAUAUUUCACAUUUGUUGAUUUCAUUGGAUCGAUCAGUAUUAUAAUGAAGGUUAAGGCUGCAAGGAGAGUCUCUGUCUUCAAUCGACUUGAAGGAGGAUUUGUUAAAAAACAAAGUCUACGUCUACUGGCUUUCUCGGAAAUGCAAUCGGGAUCCAUGCAAGACAUAUACUCUUGGUUCUGUGAAUCUGGAUUUACAAUAUUAACGAAGUUAGAGGGGCACACUAAGAACAUUACUGGAAUUGCUCUCCCAUCUGGUUCUGAGAAGCUAUAUUCUGUCAGCAAAGAUAGAACUAUUCGCAUUUGGGACUGCAACAGUGGUCAGUGUGCUAGUGCUGUUGAUCUCGAUGGUGAAGUUGGGUGCUUGAUUAGUGAAGGUCCAUGGCUGUUUGCUGGAUUGCCAAAUGCUAUUAAGGAAGGUGCCAUAUUAGCGUGGAAAUGGGGUGUUGAAGCCAAUAUUCCUGAACUGGCUGCAACGAUGAAGGGACACAAUGGUGCUGUGUGUUCACUUCUUGUGGGAGAUAAUACUAGGCUUUAUUCGGGUUCGAGCAACAAUACAAUAUGGGUUUGGGACCUCCAAAUGUUGCAGUGUAUGCAGACAUUACAUGGGCAUACCGGGGAUGUGGCUUCUGUUAUUUGUUGGGACAGAUAUUUGUUAUCUGCUUCUGCGGACAUUCUUUUGAAAGAAUCUCAUUUUCCCGACCACCCGAUUUGGGAGUUGGAUUUAGGUCUCUUGGAGGAUCUAGGCAUGGAAUUCGGGUUCGGACCAACUCUGGUGUCAAUAGCGGAGGUUUCCUCACCAGUGGAGCUUAGGGCUGUCGAAGGUUCACUUACAUGUUUUGCUGCACUCAUUAUCUGUUAG